AUGCAGCGCAGGUCUUGCGCCAAACUUACGACAAGGUUGCCAUUCUGGAUAUUGACUUAUGACCGAGGCGAUGUCAUGGUUUGUUCCAUUCAUUGUCAUCCGGAUUACGAUUAUCCAUUUCACAGUGGAUCUGAGGACGAAAACGCAAAAGGAAAAGCCACGUUUCAUGUACCAUUGAAACCAGGAGCUACUUGGACCGAUCAUUAUCAACCAGCAUUGGAACGUAGCCUGAGCAAGAUAUUUGGCGAAUUUGGAGCUCAAGCAUUGGUCGUAUCCAUGGGGUUGGAUACAUUACAAGGCGAUCCCGUCACGUUGCGUCGAGCUGGAUUUGCCAUGGGGCCCAAUGACUACAAGCCCAUGGGACGACUGAGUGGUUGCAAGUUGAGCAGCAAGGGCAUGCCGUGUCUAGUUGUUCAAGAAGGUGGAUACAAAAUGGACCAGGUAGGGUAA
Molecule: messenger RNA, 450 nt
Organism: Seminavis robusta
Lineage: Eukaryota; Bacillariophyta; Bacillariophyceae; Naviculales; Naviculaceae
Source: the annotation of a GenBank genome assembly